AUGAAUAAUAAAGUAGUAUCAUUGAAAAUCAACGAAAAUUUGGAACAAUAUUGUUUAAUUUGGCUUGAUGCUACAGUUAAUAGUUCAGAAGAUAAUAUCAAAGCUCAAAAACAACUUCGAAAAUCAAUUAAUAAUUUAUUAACAUUUGAAGAUGAUAAACAAUGUCUUCAACACAUUCAUUCUAUAUCAAAAAAUGAUCGUAUUAUUUUAAUUGUCAGUGGAAGAUUAAGUCGAGUUAUUGUUCCAAAAAUUGCUCAACUUGAACAAAUUAUUUCAAUCUAUGUUUAUUGUCAGGACAAGAAAGCUAAUGAACAAUGGGCAAAACAAUUCUCUAAAGUAAAAGAUGUCAUUGUUGAAUUGGAUGAUUUAUUUCAUCAUGUUCAAAAAGAUCAAACACAAAUUAAGCAUAAUAAAAUUGAUGAAGAAUUAUCGUUUUAUGCAUUCAAUUCAAAUAUUCAAGAAGAAGAGCAAUCUUCAACUGAAUUAAAUGGUCAAUUCAUACAUUCUCAAUUAUUAAUUGAUUGUCUCAUUCGAAUGAAACCGUCAUUGAAUGAAAAACAGGACCUUAUUAGCUAUUUAAAAGAAAAAUUUGAAAAAAAUUCUGAAGACUUUAAAACUGUUGAAGAAUUCGAACGUAACUACUCGCCUGAUCAAUCAAUACAAUGGUAUACGAGAGAUUCAUCUAUUUAUAAAAUGUUGAACACUGCACUUCGAGUUCAAGACAUUAAAUUAUUAUAUCUAUUUCGAUUUUUUAUUCGUGAUCUUGCACAACAACUGGAAAAAAAUAAAUGUUCAUCAAUUGUUCAUGUUUAUCGUGGUCAAAAAAUGUCAGAAAAAGAACUCGAAAAGUUUCAGAAUUCUGUUGGUCAAUUUAUUUCAAUGAAUUCAUUUCUUUCGACUAGUAUCAAAUCGGCAGUAGCUAAAUUAUUUAUUUCUAAUAAUUCUUCUAAUGAUUAUAAAAAAGUUCUUUUUAAAAUUGAUGCAAAUCCUCGAUUGAAAAAUAUCAAAGCUUUUAGCAAUGUAACUGCAUUGAGUUAUUUCAAAGACGAAGAAGAAAUACUUUUCAUGAUUGGAUCAAUCUUUCAAGUUAAAGAAAUAAAACGUGACAAUGAUCAAACGUGGAAUAUUCGUUUAAGAUUAUGUUCUAAUAAUGAUGAUAAACUACAAUCACUCUUUGAUCACAUGAGAAAAAAACUAGGUAAUGAAGAAACAAAUUUAUAUAUGUUUGCGGAUGUCUUACUCGAUAUGGGUAAAUUAAAUCAUGCUGAAAAGUAUUAUCACUAUUAUCUAGAUCAAUUGUCUGAUAAUCAUCCACAUAUUUCCGCAUGUUAUCAUGCUUUAGGAAUAGUAGCAAGUGAGAAAAAAGAUUUUAAAUCGAGUCUGAAAUGGUACAACAAAUUGCUCGAUAUUAGUAAACGAACAUCGAAAAACGAUAAUGCAAAUAUUGCUAAUAUUCACAACAGUAUUGGCAUUGUUUAUCAAGAGACAGGUGACCAUACUCAAGCAAUUGAAUCGUACAAGAAAGCAUUGAUAAUUUGGAAUAAAACAUACGGUGAAGACCAUCCAGAUGUAGCUAUGUGUCUCAAUAAUAUAGGUAAUGUCUAUCAGGAUGAGAAACAAUACUCGAAAGCAUUAGAAUGUCAUAAAAAAGCAUUGACUAUUCGUCAGAAUCAUUUUCCUGAGCAUCAUCCUGAUAUUGGUACAUCACACAAUAAUAUUGGUAAUAUUUAUGUGUGUCUCGAUCAACAUGAUUUGGCAUUGAAACAUUACACUUCAUCAAUCAAAAUUUAUGAGAAAUCUCUUCCUCCUUUUCAUCUUCGUUUCGCCAUGACAUAUGAGAAUAUUGGUCUUAUUUAUGAACAUCUUGAUGAUUUUGAAAAAGCACUAUCCAAUUUUAAAAAAGCAUGCAAAAUCUAUCGUCAUUCGUUGCCUCAUACUGAUCCCAAUGUGAUUCGGACUGAACUAAAUGUUGAUCGUAUGUCAUCAAAAUCAGCAAGUGAUUUUUUUUGA
Molecule: messenger RNA, 2010 nt
Organism: Rotaria sp. Silwood2
Lineage: Eukaryota; Metazoa; Rotifera; Eurotatoria; Philodinida; Philodinidae
Source: the annotation of a GenBank genome assembly